CAAACUCCUAAUUCUUAGAGAAACGCUCGUAUCGGGAUUUUCAGCUUUGUCCCUUACAAGAACCCGCCUUGCCGCCACUUGUCCUGCCGCUUUGCAAUACGGAAAACAUCGUCGCGAUACUUUGAAGAACCGACUACAUCUGUCGAACUUUAUCUUCUAGGGAGGGGAAUACUAUUUACUGGUCUGCAAAAAUGUCGAUGUGGCUGUCGGAUAACCAGAAGAUUGGGGUGGUUUUCUGCUCUGGCGGUAGGCUUGCGAUGGGAAAUAUCCUCUUCCUCAUCGGCUUGACAAUCAUCAUCGGUCCUCAAAAGACAUUCCUCUUCUUCGCCCGAAAACAGAAAGCAAAAGGCACAGCCGCCUUCUUCGCGGGUCUCACGCUAAUACUGAUAAAAUGGACAUUCAUCGGCUUCAUAGUAGAAGCGUACGGCAUCGCCGUAUUGUUCGGAGAUUUCCUGGGUACGAUUGCUGGAUUCGCUCGAGGCCUGCCCGUCAUCGGAACAUAUAUCGGCAUGCUUGUGGAUCGGAUGGGUUUAGGGCGUCGCAACGCUGAGCUGCCCGUCUAAGCCCACGUGCGCGCUCGUUUGCGCUACGAUAACUACGAUAACUGCCGUUGUGUCAUUUACUUGAUCAAACAUCAACAUUGAAAAUACUGAAGAAUCCGAGAAAGAGGCAAAGGGCGAUAGCGAAAACCGGAAAGGGCUGGUAAUAGCCUGGCUCGCGUGAGCUGCGGCAUCGGUGUUUUGGCGUUAAGAAUGAACUGCGGCCUUUAUGGAACCUGGAUGGUGUAAAAGCAAACUGCUGGAUUGUGUAGAAUACUCGUACUAUGUAUCGGCCUAGGCUUUAGUGGCACGCCUGUAUGAAGAGCAGCUGGGUCAUAUCUACCAUGUAGGUAGCUAUGUAAUUACAUUAAACAUCACUUAGGAACAGCUUGAGUGAAAGUUGCAUAUAGAAACGCAACCGUUGAAGAUGAG
This is a messenger RNA of Trichoderma asperellum CBS 433.97, 971 nucleotides long. The record is from RefSeq and is a predicted model, not a curated record. NCBI's taxonomy places the organism in Eukaryota, Fungi, Ascomycota, Sordariomycetes, Hypocreales, Hypocreaceae.